Molecule: messenger RNA, 2502 nt
Organism: Carassius auratus (goldfish)
Lineage: Eukaryota; Metazoa; Chordata; Actinopteri; Cypriniformes; Cyprinidae
Product: NF-kappa-B inhibitor zeta
Exons: 10
Coding region: 157-1680 (507 amino acids)
Biological process (GO): regulation of gene expression
Cellular component (GO): nucleus
Molecular function (GO): DNA binding; POU domain binding
Source: RefSeq, a predicted model, not a curated record
CUAAAAUCAGGUAAUGAAAACAAACCGCAGCUGACAUGACACACCUGUUGAAUGAGGACUAGCAGGUUAGCAGCCCAUUACUCGACCAUUCUGCGUUUAUUAUAACAUUCCGAACGCGUGGCACUUUUAUAUUCAGCUUUAUAACCAGGUAUCAGGAUGGUGAGCAGUCAGGUAAAGGCCACAGGGGGCGAGAAGCCACCUAAACACACCGAACAGCGCGACUAUUCGUGCAACGGGUCACCGCUGCCAGCCGAACUUCCUUCAAACGCAAAUGGACCGAAUCCACCGGUACCGAGCCAGAAAACGUCAGGGGGCAAUAAAGCCAAUUACAGCAGUCAAACAGGACCAAAAAAACACAAGUCUACUUCUGAAAAGAAGUAUGUUGGAGUCCGAGUGAGAAUGCCAGUGCGGGACAUGCUCAGAAAUAUACAGAUAGCCAAGGGUAUUGACCCAAAAGAUCUGCAGGGAAAAUUUUCAAAAGCUUCUAAAGGGGAGAAGAAACGAGUUAACACAGGUGGAAACCAGAGACGUUUCCUGAAAAAACAUCAAACAAAAAGCCUUGAUGAGCUUGCAAUUAUAGUAGAAGUACUGGAAGAGGAUCUCAAGACCUGUCAGUUAAACAGAUCGCCAAAUAAAAGCCCUUCAGGUUCAUACUCUAAGUUCUGGGUUGAAGAUGCAUCUCCACAAGGUGUCAUGAACACAUAUGGCCAGGAGAAUGAGAUGCCUCUGUCUCCAAGCUACUCUGUACCCUCCUCAACCUCCCCUGUUCAUUCUGUGUCCAGCCUCUACCCAUCUCCAACUUACAGCCAGGGUGCUGAUGUCUUCUUCGGGAAUCAGGAAGACUAUAGUAGUUAUGAGUCAGAUAAGUACAGGUAUGAUGAUCUAUAUGGAAUGAGCUGCUCUCCUGCCAAUUCAUACGAAUACCAGGUACCCUCUCCACAAGACUCAUUAAACGCCAGUCCCAACCCAGAUGUCUGGGAGGUUUCUUCUCAAAAGAUGAACUAUCCACUAUGGCCAUACUCUCAGCAGGAAGAGUGGAGCGGUGUGACCUUCUUUUGGACUCAACUGGAAAGAGAGGAGACUCUGCUGAAAGAGAUAUCGGACCAAGAGCUUCUUGCUGUAGACAAAAACGGAAGGAUUCUUUUACACCAAGUUGUUGAGGAGGGAAAGAGAUCUCUUGUGUACGUUAUUGCCAGAAGGAUGGCAGCUCUGAAGAAACUGGAUAUCAAAGAUUCAGAGGGAAAGACUCCCCUUCAUCUUGCUGCACAAAAGAAUCAACACUUCAUGGUGGCUGAUUUGGUGUCACUUGGUGCAAAUAUCAAUGUGAAGGAUCGAUAUGGGAAAACAUGUCUUCAUCUCAGUGCAGAGAAUGGAUAUAUUCGAGUCUUGGAGGUCCUGAAAAGUUUGAUGAGAAAUGGCAUAUAUAUUAAUUUGGAGGAAAGAGAUGCAAACGGGCUCAGUGCGCUGCAGUGUGCGGCAGUAUCUCUUAACCACACAGUGCGUGAGCUGGAGCUGUGCGAGUCUGCAGGACGGGUCAGACUGCACACCCUUCGCAAGGAGCAGAUGAUGGAAACGCUAGAGUGUCUCCUUCAAAUGGAGUGCCAUUUACACGCUCCGGUGAGAAUGAGAGACAAACCUGCAGCUGGCCAACAUGAUUCACUAGAGCCAGAAACAACAUGAUUUAGGAGCGGCUGCUUCUAGCAAGAGUUGUUUUCUCUGUCAAGCCAGGCAGUGCUGUUAACUGACGGUAAAUGUUUUUGAGUGAAUACAAGCUUUUACUUGCCAUUGAAGACAAAAUGUACAUAUAUGUACUCCUUUUCGUGUAUGUGUAUACACACACACACACACACACACAUUACUUAAAGGAGGAUGAGGAUAGUCUUCAAGUCAAGGUAAAGCUAUGUAUUAUGCAACUGUAGAUUUUGUUCCAUGUUCAGGUGAAAAGUGGGGAGCAAAAACACAAUGGUUGCCCAUUAGCUGGUUUCUGUGAAACUUCCACUGUUAGUUACAUUUGAGUAGCAAAAUGUUUAAAAAGGAAUAAAAGUGUGGUAAGACCUGCGAGUCAAAUGCCAACAUUCCUAUUUGCUCCAAGAGCAAAUAGUUUUGAUACGGAGGAGAUGGUAAUUCUUAUGUAUAUUGGUGUACAAAGGCAAAAUGCAGUAACUGUGUCAAAAGUGGAACUGAAUUGUUUUCUUAUUGAUUUUGAGAGUUUUUUUUUUAUGAUUCUGAAUUUUAGAAGACAAGAUUUUGACAAAAAAAGCAGUUGUUGUAUUUUGCUUACGCACAAUAAUAUACAUGUAUGUUUCCUAAUAACACUUACAGCAAAAUAUAUAAAUAUUACUGGUGUUAUUUUCCUUUUUGCAAAAUUGCAAGUGUAUUCUUAUUCUCAAAUUAAAACAUUUGGGGUCAGUAAGAUUUCUAUUUUAUUUCUAUUUUAUUAGAAAUUAAUAGAUCAAUUUAGAAAGGAUGCAUUAAACUGAUCACAAGUGACAGUAAAGGCAA